Messenger RNA from Panthera uncia (snow leopard), 1605 nucleotides. It is a transcript of the gene MED4, whose product is annotated as mediator complex subunit 4. The transcript is spliced from 8 exons. Gene Ontology annotation, molecular function: transcription coregulator activity. Gene Ontology annotation, biological process: regulation of transcription by RNA polymerase II. Lineage: Eukaryota; Metazoa; Chordata; Mammalia; Carnivora; Felidae. Gene Ontology annotation, cellular component: core mediator complex; mediator complex. The record is from RefSeq and is a predicted model, not a curated record. Bases 333 to 1145 code for a protein of 270 amino acids.
CCUUGACCAUUUGUCCUCCCAAGCCUGAGAUUGCUUCUGAAGUGGAGAGAAUUGAAUAAACCCAGGAUUCCUUUCUGGGAACUGGGCACUUGUCAUCGAAGAGUGAAGUGUCUUUGGAGAAGCUUGUGGCACCAGGAUUUGAGGUUAGACUGAGAAACUCUCGCUCGCCCAUCAGAUGGCGCCGCCGCCCUCAGUGCAUCUCCAGGAGUAUAGGGGGCGCUGUGUACUGGCCUCUUUUCCCCCGCCUCGGUGACUCUUGCUUCCGCCUCCGGAGCCCGCCUCGGCUCCCCAGGGCUCAGCUGCGCAGUCGCGGAAACGGGCCUGUGGGGAGCAUGGCGGCGUCUUCGAGUGGAGAGAAGGAGAAGGAGCGGCCGGCAGGCGGCUCUGGAGCGGCAGGCGGUAACAGCACGCGAGAGCGGCUCCUGUCUGCGCUGGAAGAUCUGGAGGUCUUGUCAAGAGAACUUAUAGAAAUGCUGGCAAUUUCAAGAAACCAAAAGUUGUUGCCGCCUGAUGAGGAAAACCAGGUCCUGGAGUUGUUAAUUCACAGAGAUGGGGAAUUUCAAGAACUGAUGAAAUUGGCACUUAAUCAGGGAAAAAUCCAUCAUGAAAUGCAAGUUUUAGAAAAGGAAGUAGAGAAGAGAGACAGUGAUAUUCAACAACUACAAAAACAGCUAAAGGAAGCAGAGCAAAUAUUGGCAACAGCUGUUUACCAAGCAAAAGAAAAACUCAAAUCAAUAGAAAAAGCAAGAAAAGGUGCCAUCUCCUCUGAAGAAAUAAUUAAAUACGCACAUAGGAUUAGUGCGAGUAAUGCUGUAUGUGCCCCACUGACCUGGGUUCCAGGGGACCCACGGAGACCAUACCCAACUGAUUUAGAGAUGAGAAGUGGAUUAUUGGGUCAAAUGAACAAUCCUUCCACUAAUGGUGUAAAUGGUCAUUUACCAGGAGAUGCACUUGCAGCAGGCAGAUUGCCAGAUGUCCUUGCUCCACAAUAUCCAUGGCAGUCAAAUGACAUGUCAAUGAAUAUGUUACCACCGAAUCACAGUAAUGACUUUUUGUUGGAACCUCCAGGGCAUAAUAAAGAAAAUGAAGAUGAUGUAGAAGUUAUGUCAACAGACUCCUCAAGCAGUAGUAGUGACUCUGAUUAAAAAACAUAAAAGACAAAAUUCAUACAGAAUUGAAUACUGUGGAAUUCUGUUUCUUACACAAUAGCAAGCCUAUAAAAAAAGCCAGGUAAUACUGCCUAUAGUGGAACCGUGCAGCCCAUUAAAAAUCACUGGACUUUCUUUUUUAAGCCAAAAAUUAUCGUUUCAGUUCUAAACCACUAAGUGAAUAUUUAAAGAAUAAUCAAAAUUUAUUGUUGGAAAAAAAAUUACUCAUUUCAGUGCUGCCCUAUCCUGUUAUGUUCCAGUUAUGUUGGACUUGUACAUAGUAUUUCUGGAAAUAAAAGUUGAGGGAAAUAACCCAUGUACGCAUCAUAUCUCAAAAUAACAAAAACCUCAUUUGAAAGUGAAGGCCGGUAGCUUCUGUCACAGUAACGGGAAGUUGUCUCAAUUUUACUGUCUGUAAUUAUUGUAAUAUGUGUAAAUAAACAUAUUUUUGUUUGUA